UGCUUCCUUUAGUGAGUUGUCUGGUUUGUGUCUGCAGCGGCGUAUGUGGAGAACACUACUGUGGUAGAGGAGCCUACUGUGGAGGCGAGAGCAGAGCCCGAGUCUGUGUUUAUAGAUGAGGAAAAGAUGGACAAAGCCCUGUAUCUGCUCCAGAACAUAGACCCGUCCUGCAAGGAACCUGACAGCCAGGAACUGGUCCAGCUAGAAGGUGCCUGUGAGCAGAUGAACCCACUGAUCGAUGAAAAACUGGAAGAGAUUGACAGCAAGCACUCUGAGCUGUCGGAGCUCAAUGUGAAGGUCUUGGAGGCGUUGGAGCUCUACAAUCAGCUGAUGAACGAGGUGCCCAUGUACUCGCCCUACUCUAAGCUGCAGGCCCACCAGCAACCUCACUACCAGCCCUCAGUCCCCAUGCAGGGGUACCCAGGGCAGUUACCAGGCGGCUACAUGCCCGCUGCGGGACCCCAGGGCCCACCUGGAGGACAGGGCUAUAGCAUGGGUCCAGACCAGCCUGCUCCCCUCUGCUCCCUCCCCCCUACAGUCAGCAGCCCUACCAACGGCCAGCCUGGACCUCAGCCCCAGUACAUCAGCAGUCACAUGAAUCCCCCCCCGUAUAUGAAUCAAGCUCCCGGAGGCCCUUACCCACCGCAAGCGGGCAUGGACUUAUCCUAUCAGAACGCUAGCCACGGCAUGCCAGGGCCCUCCUACCCCCUGGCAGCUCCCACCCACCCCGGCUCCCAGCCACAGCAAGCGGCCUUCUACCAGCAGCCGCUCUUGUAAGGCUGCGCAAUAAACCUCAGACUUCACCCCGUGCAUAUCCUUGUCCAGGGCAGACGCACCUCCGUAAAUUAGGAUGAAUGUAUAGUCUCUGGUCUCCACUUGGGUCUCUGCUUUCCUUUUCCCGAUCAUGGUUGUGAUGACGAGGCUUUUUGAAGGUGAUGGGAGUCCGGGUUUAGAGGAGGAAGAAGUCAGUAGUGGCACGGCUGUCAGUCGAAAGUGUCCAGGCUCAAUGUUUUCUCCACUGGCUAAAUCCAAAAGGAAACUCUUGAAAUGGACUGCUUGCUAGUUAGUUACUUAGCGCAGUCUCAAUCACUUGAUUCAAUUUUUUGUGAACAUUCCAGUGUCAUAUUCAGCGUUAAAAAAAACGAAUGCUGGUCAAUGAGAGUGUGCGAGCUAAUGUAGCUAACAGUCCCUUUAGGUGUUUAGAAAAAUAACAGGAGAAAAGAUUGUGCUGAAUCAUUAUCGACCAGCUGUGCCCCCAUAGCCCCCACCCCCCCCCCUCGAAACGUGGCGUCUGGGGUUUAAAAGGGGGGGGGGGGGGUCAGGGAGCUGGGGGAGGCAGGCGCUGCUACGACAACCGGUUGACUGCAUCCUCUGCAAGGUUAGACUAGUGGGUUUUUGCUUCUCUUCUCUGUUCUGAUCUCUCAGCUGAAGCAAACAAGGGCGGAUGAUUGGUGAUUGACCUCUUGUUUUUUAUUAUUAUUAUUAUUAUUUUAAUCGUUUUGAAAAGGUUUAUUUAAAUAUUGUUACUCUAUACAGCUAUGUCUCGGAAAUGAAUGUCCUGUUCCUUUGUUUGUCCUCUUUGCUUUAAUGUAGAUGAAGCUCUUCCUUUUGUUCAGAUUUAUUUGAUUUCUUUUUAUUUGCAGUUCACACUUUUUGACCAUUCUUUUGAUUUCUCGGAGUUCAAACAAAGCAUUUUGUUUGAAUAUAAACAACUAAUAUUUCCUAUCGCUACCCAGGUCUGUGACCCAUCACCAAAAUAUUUGUUUCAUUUUUUUGUAUUUUUUUUUUUUUUUUCAAUGACUUCAGGUGGCAGUGUCUCUGGUCAUUUUCCACCAAAGUGUACUUUUCUUUUCCUGUCAGUAAAAGAACAUUUGACCUUGGUUUAAAUGAAUCCAAUAUGUAAUACUCACUAAUUCCCUCGGCCCAUUGAGCUCCAUUUUCUAAUCAGUCACAUUGACAUGACGGAUUUCUUCCAUUUAAUCCUUUUAGCUGUUGCUCUUAUGGGGACUGUAAAGGGAGUUGCCCAGAGGGGGAGAAGAGGCCUGUUGGGGUCCAUGUAAGAGACAUAUAAACGGGAACUCCUAAUCUCACGGCUCGCAAUCAACUGUGCCAACGCACUUGGCAUCCAGGGAAGGUUCCAGAAGCAAUUCAUGUCUGUUCUGAGGGGUUAGUUGUCAUGCAUGUAGGCAAGACCACAGAGACUUAUCUAUGUGUGUGAUUCUCGUGUGCUAUGUGGUGUUCCUUUGAUGCAAAGUGUGGUUUUGAGCACAAUCCAACAUCAAAGAUAAUCUGCUAGGUUCCCUCUGAUAGGACUUUUGGAAGUAUGAUCGGUGGUCCGUGAGGUUUCGCUGAGCUUCAGUGAUGUCUUGUGUAUCAUAACAUGUAUUUUAUCUGGUUUGUUCUUCCUGGUUUUUUUUCGUCUUUUCAUCUAUGUAAUAUAUAUAAACCCGUACCUAGGUUUGGGUUUUUAUUUCAACAUUGUCACAUUGCAACACAGCAACCACAUCAUGAAGUCAACUAGUGUAAAUUAAAACCAGUAGUUCAGAUUCAUAGGUUAAAAUCAGGAGUGCAUCAAGUGCACUAUUUCAGGGGUGCUACUUCUGUUACAAGUGGGUCAAACGGAUUUGUUGAUAGUAUUUUUUUUUUUUCCCUAUGAUUUCAUGGAUAUAUUUUAGGACCAGACACAUUUUGGGAGUGACACAUUUUCUUCAGUCCAGCUAGAUACACUUAUAUUAUGAUAAACGAACGAAGAACCAUCUUUAUUUUCUUAACCUGCCUCUUUGCAAGGUGUUGUAUAAUAGAUGUAAAAUAUCUGGGAUUAUCUUUAUUGCACCUUAACUUUAUAAAUAAUAAUUUACCACGGAAUGCCUUGUUUUCAUGAUGGAUGGAGUGAGACAGAGACUAAUUCAAAAGAAUUCACUCUGGAAGCUGCUGUAAACCAGUAAUUCUAUACUAUAUAUAUAAAAAAAUAAAAUGUGUUGAGGGGGUCCAGUCCAUUUAAAGCAAGAUAACUUUUGUAAUAUUAUUCUUCCUCUAUUUCCUGCAUUUGUCAUUUUUAAAGUUAGUUUUGUAACACAACUUGCGCUUUCAAAAUAAAAGGAAAGAUGGCAUGUGUUUCAAA
Molecule: messenger RNA, 3121 nt
Organism: Clupea harengus (Atlantic herring)
Lineage: Eukaryota; Metazoa; Chordata; Actinopteri; Clupeiformes; Clupeidae
Gene: stam2
Product: signal transducing adaptor molecule (SH3 domain and ITAM motif) 2
Exons: 6
Coding region: 127-777 (216 amino acids)
Biological process (GO): signal transduction
Cellular component (GO): endocytic vesicle
Molecular function (GO): phosphatidylinositol binding; ubiquitin binding
Source: RefSeq, a predicted model, not a curated record